This is a messenger RNA of Soboliphyme baturini, 453 nucleotides long. NCBI's taxonomy places the organism in Eukaryota, Metazoa, Nematoda, Enoplea, Dioctophymatida, Soboliphymatidae. The record is from the annotation of a GenBank genome assembly.
AUGAACGAGGUUGCUUCCAAAUGUCAGAACAGCGAUCAGGAAUCGGCUCAAAUCAAGUACGGCAGCAAAAAGGCUAGAAGACAGCUGAAGGCUUUGGAGGACAGUUUCGAAAAGCAGAAGUACCUAUCUGUACAGGACCGACUUGAUUUAGCGAAACACCUCAAUCUUAGCGAUUCUCAAGUGAAAACUUGGUAUCAGAAUCGAAGAACAAAAUGGAAAAGGCAGUCGAACGUUGGACUUGAUUUAUUGAAUGAAAUGGAAAAUCUAAACGCCGUACAAAAUCUAGUACGCACAAAUCCGUACUGGUCUUCGUACCUCGUUUCCAACCGUUUAUCGUAUCAUCCGUCACUGUGCAAUAUGAUAUCCGGCACAGUUUUGCCUCCGGACAGACGGCCAAAGCAAAAUGCAGAGCAAGCUCGUUUACAUGACUUCUCAUCUGUGAUGUGCCGCUGA